AGUUUUUCCACUCUCUCUCUCUCUAUAGGCGCGCACACACCUUCAAAACGGUUACCGAUUUACUAUAUCUUCAACACCACCUUCACGCUCCUUCUAGAGCGAUCAUUAUCGUAAUCUUCAUCACUCUGAAUCUCCCUUUCUCUCUCUAAAGCUCUUUCUCUGUAUCUGAGCGAUGGAUCCAAACCCUAAUACCUUCCCGAUUCUCUCCUAUGUGAUGUCCAAACUCCCCAGUAUCGGCCCCAAACACGCCGCCGCUAUGGAAUUCGACAUCGAGCAACCUCCGCAGGCGCCGCCGUCUUCUGACGGUGCGAAUUCCAAGGAACCGUUGUUUGACCUGGCGGAUCGGAUGCCUCGGUUGACGGACCCCAAAGUGAUUGCCUCCAUGCGAUCCGCGGUCUCUGAAGUGGCUCAGGCUCGAUCGAUCCUUAAAACCCUAGGUGACCGGCCUGACCACGAGACGGUUGAUACCGCGAAGGCGAAGCUCGUCGAGAUCGAGUCCAGACUCUCGAAACAGCUCGGAGAAAUCAUGUUGUCGUCUCGGCCGACGGAUGUCGAUCGGCUCGAGUGGCGGUCGCUCUUGGCCGGGAAAGAGAAGGACUGCCGGGACGCGGCGGAGAAGGAGAGGCAGGUGUAUAAGUCUGUGAUAUUGUUGGAUCAAAUGCACGAGGCGUACGGGAAGCUGUUGAACGAUUCGGAGGCGAAAUUGGUGAAGAUUUAUGAGUCGGCGGUGGCUGGUCGUGAUAUGGAGGAGGAGGAGGGAGAGGUGGUGGAGGAGGUGAAUGAGGAGGUUGUUGGGAUUUUGCAAGAGGCGUCCGGGAAGGAGAUAGGGAGGAUCGAUCUUUCAGGCCGGCGAUUGCGUUUGCUCCCGGAGGCUUUUGGGCGGCUUCGUGGAUUGGUUGUGCUUAAUCUGUCCUCCAAUCAACUUGAGGCUAUUCCUGAUUCUAUUGGAGGUCUGGAAAAUCUCGAGGAACUUAAUCUCGCUUCAAACCUUCUGGAUUCUUUGCCGGACUCCAUUGGGUUGUUGCUUAAUUUGAAGAUUCUAAAUGUUUCUGGAAAUAAGCUUUUUGCCUUGCCUGACAGCAUUUGUCAUUGCAGGUCAUUGGUGGAGUUGGAUGUGAGCUUCAAUAAGCUGGCUUACUUGCCAACAAACAUUGGAUAUGAACUCGUGAACCUGAGAAGGCUUUCUGUCCAGCUGAACAAGAUUCGUUCUCUUCCCACUUCCAUAGGUGAAAUGAGGUCUUUGUGUGUCCUGGAUGUGCACUUCAAUGAGCUCCGUGUUCUGCCACUUGCAAUUGGGAGGUUGACAAAUCUAGAGAUCCUCAAUCUGAGCAGUAAUUUCACUGACCUAACAGAACUUCCUGAAACAAUCGGUGAUUUGACCAAUUUGAAGGAACUCGACCUCAGCAAUAACCAGAUCCAGGCCCUUCCCGAUACAUUUGGCCGGCUUGACAAUUUGACCAAGCUCAACUUGGAAUCAAACCCUCUUGUAAUUCCACCGAAGGAGGUUGUCAAUCUAGGGGUUGAGGCUGUCAAGGUUUUCAUGGCUUAACAUGAUUCGUUUCACAAGGUCUAGAAGAGCGGAAGAGCAUGCUUGAAGUGAAAGAGCAGACACCGACUGGUUGGCUAACUCGCAGCACGUCCUGGCUGAAUAAUGUCGUGUCAGGUGUUUCUGAAUCUGUUUCAGGAUAUUUGGGAACUGUUAGAAAAUCCCCUGUGGAUCCUUAUCUUAAUCAGCAGCUAUGAUCUCAUUUUCCACUGAGUGAUGCUUUUGUGUAUGUGCAUUUGAUGCGAUGAUAUUGAAGUCUCUUCAUCACAGGUACUCCACUUUCUGUUCCUCGUUUGGCAGACAUUUAAGAGGUAUAAUCAAAAGUUUUUUUUUUAUUUUGUUAACUAGAAUUCUGAGAAAUGUUCAUAGGCUUUGGGGAAAAAAUGUCAGGAUUUUUUUUUUUUUUUUAAUAUUUGCAGUUUGGAAGAUAGAAAAGAGAGAGAAAACAACAAUCCUAAGCUGAUAUAUAACUUUUUGGAUGUGAUUAAUAUUGUUGUUGGUUUGGGGUGUGUUUUUUGUCAAACCUUUUACUUUCUUGUAAGUUGCAAGGGUUCUUUAGUUAGUUACUUUCACAUAUUGUAAAUUCUGAACAUUUAAAAAUUAGGAUAAAUUACACUUGGCUCUUUCAAGUUUGUAAAAAA
Molecule: messenger RNA, 2187 nt
Organism: Camellia sinensis
Lineage: Eukaryota; Viridiplantae; Streptophyta; Magnoliopsida; Ericales; Theaceae
Product: plant intracellular Ras-group-related LRR protein 9
Molecular function (GO): protein binding
Source: RefSeq, a predicted model, not a curated record